UUCGAAACCAAAAAAAGUCUAGCCAUUUUUUAACUGGUGCUGCUUGCGUAUAAUAGUGGAUACCCACGUUGUCCAUAAAUUAGGGAAUUAACUGUUUUUUUUUAAAAAAAAGAAGAAGAAGAAGAAGAAGACAGGGCUACAUGAUCAUGCCUUGCAAGAUUAUUACGAGUAGUAGUAGUAGGUGUUAAUUAGAAGAAGAAGAAGAAGAAAGCUGCCUAAUCUAAUGAGUGGAUUGCAUUUGGGUUUGGCAGCAGGCAGAGAGACAGGCGGAAGGUGGCUUCUCAAGGAAGAGAACAAAAUGGAUGGAAGCAGUCCGCAGCUGGCAUGGAUGUCGGGAGAAGCUAAUUCUUCACCCUAAAUAUAUCUUCAACUCUUGCGCUUCUUUCGCCAACUCCCUCUCCCUCUCCCUUUCUCUCUCUAUAUCAUCCAACAGGUCAUCUUUCUCUUUUCAUGUACGUUUUAACUUAAUCACGAAUGAAGGGAUACUUGUUUGCGUCCUCAUUUCAUUGCCUUGCCUAGAUAUUGUACAUCUAUCUAUUUAUUUUAUCUUAGUAUUAGUUAGGAUGCCAGACUGAUUACAAAGAGAGAAAAGAGAGAGAGAGAGAUCAAAUCUACGUUGGAGCAGAAUGUCGGUGGAUAAAAGGAGGAAGAAGGGAAGGGUUGGGAUGGAGGGAUUGGAAGGGCUGAUACAAAGGUUGCUGGAAGGAAGGAAUAAUAGAGGGAAACGCAUCCAGCUGACUGAACCUGAAAUCCACCAGCUUUGUGUCACCGCCAAGCAAGUCUUUCUUGCUCAACCUGUUCUUCUUGCAUUAGAAGCUCCCAUCAACAUCUGCGGUGAUAUACACGGGCAAUAUCCAGAUCUCUUGCGAUUGUUUGAGUAUGGCGGGUUUCCACCAGAUUCCAAUUAUCUAUUCCUUGGAGACUACGUAGAUAGAGGAAAACAAAGUAUAGAGACAAUAUGCCUUCUCCUUGCUUACAAGAUCAAGUUCCCUGACAACUUUUUCCUUCUUCGAGGGAACCAUGAAUGUGCUUCUAUCAACAGAAUAUAUGGAUUCUAUGAUGAGUGCAAGCCUCGUUUCAGUGUCCGUCUAUGGAAAACUUUCACGGACUGCUUCAAUUGUUUACCGGUGGCUGCAGUGGUCGAUGACAAGAUCCUAUGCAUGCAUGGUGGACUCUCACCGGAAAUGGAUAGCUUGGAUCAGAUCAGAGCUAUAGAGAGGCCAGUAGACGUGCCAGACCAGGGCCUUCUGUGUGACCUCCUUUGGUCUGAUCCUGAUAGAGACACCAAGGGUUGGGGUGAUAAUGAUAGGGGUGUCUCCUAUACCUUCGGAGCCGAUAGGGUCACCGAGUUCUUAAAGAAACAUGAUCUCGAUCUCGUAUGCCGAGCUCACCAGGUAGUCGAGGAUGGCUAUGAAUUCUUCGCAGACAGACAGCUGGUUACCAUAUUCUCGGCACCGAACUACUGUGGAGAGUUCAACAAUGCAGGUGCCCUUAUGUGUGUUGACGCUAGUUUGCUCUGCUCAUUUCAGAUUCUCAAGCCAUGGAGGGGGAGAGAAGGGCAUCCUGAAUAGUUUCCAGGUGAAGGGAGAAAAACGUUGGAUGCCCAAUAAAGGAAAGACAUCUACCAUCCACCACAAACAAUAUUCUAUCUAGUACUCUGCUGCUUCUUCUCAUGUACAAA
Molecule: messenger RNA, 1681 nt
Organism: Populus euphratica (Euphrates poplar)
Lineage: Eukaryota; Viridiplantae; Streptophyta; Magnoliopsida; Malpighiales; Salicaceae
Product: serine/threonine-protein phosphatase alpha-3 isoform-like
Exons: 3
Coding region: 627-1571 (314 amino acids)
Cellular component (GO): cytoplasm; nucleus
Molecular function (GO): protein serine/threonine phosphatase activity
Source: RefSeq, a predicted model, not a curated record